Molecule: messenger RNA, 3594 nt
Organism: Amyelois transitella
Lineage: Eukaryota; Metazoa; Arthropoda; Insecta; Lepidoptera; Pyralidae
Product: transient receptor potential channel pyrexia-like
Exons: 1
Coding region: 35-2977 (980 amino acids)
Biological process (GO): transmembrane transport; monoatomic ion transport
Cellular component (GO): membrane
Molecular function (GO): monoatomic ion channel activity; protein binding
Source: RefSeq, a predicted model, not a curated record
GGAUGCUGUAUUGACGAGCAGUCGCGUUCCGACCAUGGACAACUUCGGGUAUCGCGAGAUGAGUUGGCAGAGCCCGCCUACUACGCGAACAUCGCAAAGAAGCAAUCUCAGUAGAAGCUUCAGCUCCCGAACCAGAGAUUCCGAAGAGUUCCCCCUUAACGUCAGAUAUAAACAUGUACGGAACAUCGACCUACUCGAAUCAGCUAGAGACGCUAACUCCACAAAGGAUUAUCUGUUUGUCGGCCCUUCACCACCCGCUGAAAAUGCCCCAAACAUGCACCAAAGUUUUGACGUGCUCGCCCCAGAUUUGGAAGCACGUUUAACAGAAGAAGCCAUAAGAAGAGGACUCUGCGAAAGAGCUGUUACUUUAGGCGCUGGAAGAUUUUUCGAUGACAUGGAAUGUGGAUUGAUUACUACAGAAAAUAUUGAAGAACACAUCAGCUCUGCGCCAGAAGCUGUUAUCAAUUUAGCUUUAUUAUGGGCGACAUUUUUGGCACGUGAUGAACUUUUACCGGUUAUUUUGAAUGCUGGAGCCGACAUACACUAUGCAGAACCAGCUGGACUUUCAGCGUUACAUUUAGCCGCUUUCAGUGGAGCGAAAAAUGCUGCCUUAUAUUUGCUCUCCCGUGGGGCCGAUGUAGAUUAUGCUCCAAAAUAUUUCACGCCCCUACAUUGUGCCGCUUUUGGAAAUUCUGUUGAAGUAGCCGAAAUACUGAUUGCGAGUGAAGCAUCUCUCCACGCUGUAGUGCAAAGGGCUGGCUGUGAAGAUAAUCUAGUUCAUUGUGCAGUGAGAUCAGAUGCCGUUGAAUGUAUGGAUUUGUUCAUAAGCUCAGGUGUUGAUCCGGGUUAUGUGACUUCAGGAGGAUUAAAUGCGUUACAUUUAGCUGCAGAGCUCGGAUCAGUGCGUUGUCUUGGGUAUUUACUUAAGGAAACUAAGAUAAGUGUAAAUGGACUUACUAAACAAAGGGACAAAGAAUGUACCGCUUUGCAUUUAGCAGCGGCUCGUGGGUACGCGGAAUGUGUGGAACUCCUUUUGGCCGAAGGUGCAAAAGCGAAUACAAUCAAUCACAGAGGUUUCACAGCGCUACAUCUGGCAGCCAGAUGCUCUAGUCUGGAAUGUGUGGAAGCUUUACUAAGAGACGGUAAUGCAGAUCCUAAUAUUGAAGACUCUGAUAAAAGGACACCACUACAUGCUGCGAUAUGUGGUUCUGAGCGUGCUUCGGAUAUAAUUGACAUGCUCGUGAGUUGGGGAGCACAGGUAAAUAAAAAAGAUGUUUACGGAUACUCCCCUCUACAUCUAGCUGCUAUAGACGGGUUGACGCCAUGUGUUGAAACAUUGAUAUUUUUAGGCGCUGAUGUAACAUCAAAAUCAAAGAAAGGACAUACUGCCUUAAGUGUUAUUGCUAGGAAAACGCCUAAAUCUCUGGCUAUCCUGCGACACAACUUAGACAGUGGAAUAUCCAUAAGUCGACCGACCGAAGCAAAUGAAGAAGUACAAAUAGAAUUCGAUUUCGGCAAACUGUUAAAAUUUUCUUACCCCCGAGAAAUAACUUAUUUGAAUAGCUUAAUUGAUGAAGGUCAAAAAGACAUAUUAUUACAUCCACUGUGCUCGGCAUUUCUGUUCAUGAAGUGGCGAAAGAUCAGAAAAUUUUACCUGGCGAGGCUUAUCUUUUGUUUCUUGUUUGUAUCAUUUCUAUCAAUUUACGUCUUGACGACAGUUGUGAAAACAUGCAAAGGAAAAUAUUCAGUGAAAUAUGGAGUUCCGAAUGAAUUGUGCCAAAAACAAUCGCUUCUUGGCGUUAUGUUGAAGAAGAACCCCAUAGAAUUUGAAAGGUGGAUCCUAAUAGCUAUCACUGCAUUUGAAAUUGUGCGAAAGUUGACUGGUAUUACUGGGUAUUCAAGUAUGCACCAAUAUUUCACGACUUUUGAAAAUUUGAUGGAGUGGUUUGUUCUAUUAUCUGUAUUUUCGCUGUAUGACAUAAACGAUGACUACAGUUGGCAGAACCAUGUUGGCGGGUACGCAGUGUUAGGAGCGUGGACAAACCUUAUGUUACUAAUGGGCCAGCUUCCAAUGUUCGGCGAUUACGUAGCGAUGUAUCAGAAAGUAUUGACUGAAUUCUUAAAACUACUCUUAGCUUACGUUUGCGUACUUCUCGGUUUCACUAUAUGCUUCUGUGUAGUAUUUCCAAACGAGGAAAUGUUUUCAAAUCCUCUGAUGGGUUUUAUUUCCACACUAUCGAUGAUGGUAGGAGAGUUGAACUUGAGUAUUCUCAUCAAUGACCCUAUAAAACAAGAUGAUCCACCACUUUUAUUUGAAAUAUCAUCACAAAUUAUUUUCAUCCUGUUCCUUAUGUUUGUCACUAUUAUCUUGAUGAAUUUGCUUGUCGGUAUCGCGGUACACGACAUUCAAGGUCUUCGCAAAACUGCUGGUUUAUCGAAAUUGGUAAGGCAAACAAAGCUAAUAUUGUUCGUAGAAAUGGGUAUGUUCAGUGCUGUGCUGCCGAAAUGUCUUCACAAAUACGUUUACAGAACGGCAUUAGUGUCACCUGAAGCUGGGAAAGUAAUACUUAUUGUGAAGCCAUUGAAUCCUCGAGAGAAAAGGUUGCCUACCGACAUAAUGAUGGCGGCUUACGAACUAGCACAGCUAAACAAAAUUAAAUCUGGAGGAUCGGUGAAGGAAAUUUUGCAUAAGAACAGAUAUUCAUCCAAAUUUAAGAACGAACCAAAGACACAAGACACGACGAUGAAUAUAGAAAUAAGAGGAAUGCAAGAGAAGAUUGACCAGACGACGUUUAAUUUGAAGAAGAUAGAUCAAGAAAUGAGGCAUUUGAACACAUUGCUGAUGGAACAACAGCAUUUGCUCCAAACAUUAGUUAAGUUCCAUGACCCCAGUAUACAUAGAUCUAGUCACGCGACUACACCAUAUAACGAUUCACCUGUAUUCUUUCCAAAUAAUGAGGUCUCUAGAUAUCAGUAAGACUUGUUUAUAAAUAACAUGGUUAUCUAGACGUGUUAAUGUUUUCUCCGAAGUUGAAGAUAAUAACUGCUGUUUAAUUAACUGUCAGGGUAUUUUGUGAUGUGAUCAUGUAUUAUUUGUUUUAGGCUAAAUCUUGAUUUGAUGUGUAUUGUUUAUAAAAGAUUAAAAGAUGCUCAUGUUAUGUGAUAACGAAACUGAAAAAUAAAAAAUUACGGUGCAAUUUUUACAUUUUUAUACGUGUCGUCCAAUAUUUUGCCUGUUUUGUUCCUUUUUUUCUAAAAUAUUCUCUCAUUCACUACCAUUUUCCUUUUAUGUCCAAGAUUAAAUUAAAAUUUUGUUUUGUUAAAAACCUUAUCAUCAUUUUACUGCUCAAAAGUUAAUCAUAAAUUUAUUGAGGAAAUAAAAAUGAGGAAAAACGUUGCAAUAAUAAAUAAUAUAAGGAGAAAAUUACGAUUAUUGUGUUUUGCAAACCACUCGUUUUGUUCAUUUAAAUCCGUGGGAUUUGUUCCGUAAAUGUACACCUAUAAAGGUACCAAUGUAUAUAAAGGUAUAUGUUUGUAUUUUGUUUAAAUACAUAAGGAUUUUUUUAAAGUAAAUAAAUCAUUACUUAUCUUAUC